GCUCAUUCGUCCGUGAGAACCGUUCUGUUAGACUGGGUUGAAACGCAGAAGGAUAUAAACAAUCAACUCUUGUUGCAGGCUGCAUGGCAGGGAAAUCUAUCUGUAGUCAAGAAAAUACUGGUUAGCAUUAUUUUAGAGCAGUUCUUUAUGUCAAACAUUUUAAAUUUUUUGAUCUGUUCAACUAUACUGGUGAGCUGUUUUUGAAAAACUAUAACUUUAUUUAGUCGACUUAAGAAUAAUUUCUUUUUAUUUAUGAAAAAAUGGCAUUCACAAAUAGUUUAAACUUUUACAAUGAAAAUACUGAUAGGAAAAGGCUAUCUUGUGUCAAGAAAGAAAACAUGAAAUAACAAAGAAUCACUGGUUGCUUGUUGCAUUUUUCCAAAUCAAAUUACAAUUUUUUUUGUAAAAUUCAACAGUGGCCAGAGAUCACUCUGUUUAUUCUCUAUAUACCAUGUAGCUCCACUCCCCCAAGAUGGGAUGCAAGGUUUAAUGACCAGUAAGACUGAUAAAAAACAAACAUAAAUUACAUUGUGAAAUUCUCAAACUCUGUAUUGGUGGUAAACAUUCUUUUCAGACAAGUGAAAAGAGAUCAGUGGAUGUAAAUUGUCGAAACGUUGAAGGCUUAACUCCCUUGAUGCUUGUAACUAGGGAUGUGCAACUCUUUGAGCGUCUCAGUGCUCAGCUGAACAGAUAUUACAGCCCUGUACAAGUCGCAGAAGAACUCAUUAAAGCAAAGGCGUAAGUCAUGUUUUGAGACGGGCCCCCAAAUGUUACGACCUCCACGUUGUCUAGGGUUUUACAACACUUUCUUAAUAUCUAUAUAUAUAUCACAACUCCAGCAUGGAAAUACAACAGUUCUUUUAUUUACAGGAUCCAAUAUCAAUUCAUAGUGACAAAGUUCAAUGGCGAUAAUACUAACUCUCUAACUACUCUCUCGGCUGGACUCUGACACAUCAGCUCACCUUUUGACCCCUGUGUCUCUCUCUCCUAGUACAACUACUUGACUAAGUCUUGACUGACAACUUUUGACGACUAACAACCAACCAACACACAGCCCUUUUAUAUCCCUAAAAAUCACUCAGCAUACACUAACAUUCCACACCACGGACUAACUUCACACUGAUCUCACGAUCAACAACUUACAAAACACUCUCACGAUCCACAACUCCCCUACCCAACAUGCACAACAAUCUAGUUCACAACAGAGACCUUGCAUUUUUCUCAUAUAUCUCACACUGUAUUGAAGUGAGUUUGAGAAAACAAAUUAAUUUCAAUUUUUGAAACUUAAGUUAUGAAUGAUUCAAAUAAUUGAAAUAAAAUGCUCUCACAUCCAAUUUAGUUUACAUAAUAAUCCUAAUAUAUUUUGCUUUUUUAACUUAAUUUAUAUUGUAAUUCAAACACGGUCAUCCUUCUGUAAUCCUGAUCUUGAAACCCAGGCCUUCAGAUAUUCUGACACUUUAAAAAAGUUUUUAAUUUUCAAAUACCAAUUUUACUUUGAAUUUUUAGCCAUUUGAAUUUCAUAUCGAAUAAACUUUCACUUUAGGCUUUUCCAUAUGCAAUGCAAAGUGAACUUGUUUGCUGCACUGAAACAGAACAAGAGAAAGUGCAUUUCUUUAAGCAUAUGGUUGAAAGUUUUAAACAAUUCAACAGUUUAAACCUGAUAUUCUGGUGCAAGAGUGUGAAGAAUAGAGGAAACAGAUUUGGACAUUAGGAAGUCUACAAACUUUCAAUAAAGCAGUUUUAAUUUCUUAGGCACAACUUUAUUUCCUAUGUAUAAGACACAAUUUUUAUAACUAGGAUAGGACCCCACUUUCUUCAUUAAGAUUUAUCAAAAGACUGUUUUAUUCCAAGCUUUAGGUAUAAUUUGUUUGCUAUAAGUUUCUUAGUCGACUUAAAAAAAGCCAAUUAAAAUGAAACAUUUUGUUUAUAUAUUUUAUAAAUCUGUAAACUCUAAAAUUUUCAUAUCAAUUGGUUUUGUUUACAGGGGACUUGUUGUUCCUUCUUUACUAUAAAUGAGACCCCCUAAAAAGUCAUACAUUUAAUCUUGCCUCUUUCACUGUCCAACAGAAAUAUUCACGUGACAGAUAAUGAUGGAAGGUCAAGUCUUCAUUAUGCAUCCCAGUCUCGUGCCGGUUGUGCAGAUAAAUUGGUUAGCGUCCUGAUCGCAGGGGGCAUGGAAAUUGGUUGGUUGUCAUUAUUUUGUUUUGCGAUGUCGCAGAGGAUAGUUCAUUUCACAUGCAAUAGUUCAUCUCCCAUGCAAUAGUUCAUUUCACAUGCAAUAGUUCAUCUCCCAUGCAAUAGUUCAUUUCACAUGCAAUAGUUCAUCUCCCAUGCAAUAGUUCAUUUCACAUGCAAUAGUUCAUCUCACAUGCAAUAGUUUAUCUCACAUGCAAUAGUUCAUUUCACAUGCAAUAGUUCAUUUCGCAUGCAAUAGCUCAUCUCACAUGCAUUUCAUCAGAUAAAAUAGCGUUCUUUCUUAAUAGACAGGCACUGAAAUAUGUUUUUGGAAGGCAGUUGUCAUUUGUAGGCUUUCCUACAAGUUUCCUUAAAGCAGAUUUUUUGGUCAAAUGCUGGAAUAAACAUAAUAAAAUGUUUGAUGCUAAUCCAAUUUUUUAAAUUUUUAUACGUAGACCUGUAUACCGUCCAAAUCCAGGAAAAGUAAAUUCUUUACUAAAUUUAAAAUUAAGUUUUAUAAAAAAAAAAUCCUCAGAACUUCGUGAUAAGAAUUUAUUUGCACCCAUUCAUCUGGCUGCCCAACUGGGCAACACAAAUAAUGUUAUUGCCCUUGCGGAUGGAGGCUCUGAUGUCAAUGUGAAGGGCUUUGCAGGUUCCACUCCACUUCAUGUCACAGUAAGUUCUUGAUUAUUGAUUUUAAAAUUUGAUACUUGUAAAAAAAAAGUUUUUGUUUGUUCACUUAAACAUGGUGAAUGAAAGUUUAAAAGUUUAUGUUUUUUAUUGGGUCAUGUUUCCAAAAGUUCUGAAGCUGAUUCAUUUCCAUUACGAUUGUAUUUUUUAUGUCUCAUUUUCAUGUAUUAACAAAAACUAGAAUUUUAUUUUUUAUGUCUCAUUUGAAUAUAUCUAACAAACAUUACAAUUUUUUUUAAAUGUCAUUUUUAUACUCUAGCGCCUAGGUCUUCUUACCUCCCCUAGUAAGUUUACUGUUCCUUUGAGAACACAAAAACUGUUACAAACUAAUACUAAUAUCUUUUUUUUAACUGGGUUCAUCAAUUUUUAAAAAAUUUUAGGCUUACAAUGAUCACCAAAAAACUGCAGACACUCUACUCAGGUAUGGAGCAGAUGUCACACUUCAAGAUGACAGAGGCCUGACCCCAGUUGACCUUGCAAAGACCAGGAAGAUGAAGACAAUGUUGAAGGAGGCGUGGAUAGAGGCCACUAAAGGCAACACAACAGGGACAGUAUUGAAAGCUGAGGAAGGAAAUGAUACAAAGGGAACAGCUGUCAAGAAAAGACCUGAAGUGAUAUUUGAUGUAAAGUGACCAAUUUUACUUGUGUAUACACAUUUGUCUUGCCUUUCAAAGGAUUCAUAACUUUUCAAUGCUGCCAGCUUGUAACCUCCCUUUGAGAUUAACUAUUAUAAUGCUUUCAAAUAUUAACUUUAAAAAAAAUUCUUUGUGAUCUAAAUGAUCUAGUGAUAACUGUUAAAAAUUUUUAUUAUUAUUAUAAAAAAAAAAAAAUCAUGCACACUUUUUGUAAAACCUUCCAUUUAAAGUGGUACAAAAUAAACUGAGUAACAUUUGAAAUCAGAUCAAAAGCAUUAGUUUUUAUUUAAAUGGAUUGAUUAUCUGCUGCAGAUGUCAGCCAUGAAAAUCACUCAUGUUUUUAUUUCAUCUUAGGGUUUGCUAAACUCCCAGAAUACGGUUCAGACAUCUUCAGGUAUGUCUUAUGCUCAACUUUAUUUUCUUUAAUUUAUUUUUUCUUUAAAAUACAGGUGAGCUUAUUUUUUUUUUUUUGCUGUCCCAUUUAUGUUUUUUUUUUAAAAAUUCAAAGUCUUGCCAUAUUUUUUAUAAGUAAAAUAUAACUUAAUUUAAAAAAAAAAGAAAAGUUAUAUCACUGUCUUAUGCUCAACUUUAUUUUCUUUAAUUUAUUUUUUCUUUAAAAUACAGGUGAGCUUAUUUUUUUUUUUUGCUGUCCCAUUUAUGUUUUUUUUUUAAAAAUUCAAAGUCUUGCCAUAUUUUUUAUAAGUAAAAUAUAACUUAAUUUAAAAAAAAAAGAAAAGUUAUAUCACUCACCUUGUGUUAUUAUUAAUUAUGUACAUAUUAUGGGGGGGGGGAUGCUAAUAGGCUGCCCUUGACCUCAUUUUUUCUCAGGGUUGAUUUUCCAUCUAUACAGGUGCCCGAAUACUAUCCAAUGUUGAAAGAUGUAAACAGGCAGAGAAAAAGAUUCUGUUAGAAGUUGAAGCCCUUAAAGCUGCCCACCCAAGUAUAAGCAGGUUUGUAUUUAAACUGGCAUUCUUUGUUCUAAAGAAGGGGUCUCAAACUCGAAUCAUCCAGGGCCCACAGGAGUUAGAGUCUGAGUGAGACUGGGUCGCAUCAAGUAUUCCACACAAAAAAGCGAUUACAAAGCAAUAAAGUACAACUGUUACAAUCUGCUCAGCUUUUACUAAUAACAAAAUUAAUUAAAAACAUUAAUGGUUCUCAAGUACUAGGCUUCACUUACUUCCUCUUACUCCUUGUUGCCAGAGAUCUGGCAGUGCUUCUUCUUAAACAGCUGAGCAACUUUGUCUUGAGUGAGGAAGCAACUGAGACCCUAAGUAUUGCUUUAAGAUCUUGAAAUUUGACUGGUUUAAGUUCAUAGUGAAAAAGAGCUUUUCACACAGAUAAUUACUCCCAAAAGGCACAUAAUCUGCUUGAACAACCUGGAAAUUUCAGGGAACGUGGUGGGUAAUGCUCUUAUAAUUUAUCCAUGCUUGUCUGUUUUUCCAAUCACAUCCCUGAACUUAGAAUUGCACUGAAGAUCAAUUAGCUCCAUUUGAAGUACAAUUAGGGAGGGGUGGGGGUUGCAUCCUCCAAAUUGAAGGAGAAAUGGUUUGCAAAAAGUUGAAGAGUCGCUCUGUCUGUUUUGAAGUCUAAAAACAUGUGAUCAAAUUCUUCCUGUAGCAAUGGCAUCAGUAUACAUACUACUAAGGGUUUGCCCAAGGCCAUGAGUACUUUGCCUGUUGGGAAAUGGCAGAGGUUUCUCUAAGAGUCAUAACACAAGUUUUGUGCAGAAUUCCCUGACAUUGUAAUUGGCAACACUGACAAGCUGGUCUUGUAACUUCUUGUUGAGUACAUUCAGCUCCUGGGUAAUGUCAACAAGAAAAGCCAAGUACAUGAGCCAUUUGGGAUCACUUAGUACAGGAACAACCACCCAUCCUUCUCCAUGAAGCUUUGAAGGCUAAAACGUGUUCAAACAGUAGGCAGAGGCAGGCAAUUUUUAUGAAUUAUUGAUGUGAUUGAAGAUUCUAUUGUAGGGAGAAUGAAUUUUGAUUUUUUAUUGAAGAAAAGGCCUUUUUGACUAACCCAAUUUUGAAGGUGACCAAUUUGACAGGCUCGGAAUUUCCCUCACUCGUAAACACUGGCGUCAAUUAUAAUAGGGAUUCUUUGAUAUUAUUUCAGGUUGCUACGAUUUACACAAUUAUGGUUGUGUAUUACCCACUAACUGACUUUUUAAAUUUUUCUCAAAAACCCACUUUGGCCAUGUUUGUCUCAUAAAAUGCUUUAAAAUAAAAACUUAUCAUCUGAUUUUUUACACAGGUUUUUACCAUUAUAAUCAACGUCCAAAUCUAUACAAACAUAAUAAAAAUCAGAAUUAGACUAGUCCGUGAGAUUCAACUGAAACCGUGAAAUCCUAGUGUCUCAUUUUUAUUUACUUAAUUUACAUGUUUUAAUAAUUGUAAAGCGCUUAGAGCUUUAUGGUAAGCGCUAUAUAAAAAUGCCUAAAUAAAUAAAUAAAUAAACCAUCAUGGAGGGUCACAUUAUAGAUAUGAGAAUGGGGAAAAUGUGCGGGCUGCAUUAACACUAAACUUUGCUGUCAUGUAGCGGGCCUCAAAAUAUUGUCUUGCAGGCCGCAAAUGGCCUGCGGACCAGUAGUUUGAGAACCUGUUCUAAAGAUUUGAAUACAUGUUUUGUUUAAAUGUGUGUGGAUCAAAGGGUGGAGAGAGGAAAUUCAUCUAUUUCAAAAUCUUCUUCUCCUGUCAACUUUGGCAUGGAGGUGUCACAUGGAGGUGCAGUUGUGGACUUUUAUGAGUAUCAUUAACACAGUCAACCUACUCCCGCCAUAACCCUAAAAUCAGAGUGAAUGCUCUUAAAUAAAUAAUGGAACAAAAUAUGAUUAGGCUUGAAAUAGCAGACAAAACAUUUACAGGACGUUUCAGCUAAAUGCCUUCUUAGCAUGUGAUCAAUUAAUUUGUUGUUGGGCCAUAUAGCCAAGUGACUCAUAGGAAUGGCACAAACCAUUAGUUUUAUUUUCUUCUACCGAAAAAGGUCCAGUCAAAUUUUUAAUGUUGCUGAUUUCUUAAAGCAUACAUGCUGCACUGGUUAAUAUUUCCUACAGAGGUUAGGAAGAGAUAAGAUCACUGGUUAAUAUUUCCUACAGAGUUUAGGAAGAGAUAAGAUCACUGGUUAAUAUUUCCUACAGAGGUUAGGAAGAGAUAAGAUCACUGGUUAAUAUUUCCUACAGAGGUUAGGAAGAGAUAAGAUGUCAAUGAAAAAGCAAUAAAAUGUAUCCUUUGGUAGAGAUAGUUUUAGUUGUCGCAGGCUUUUAAUGAUAAUAGAAUUGUAGCACUGCACAUUUUGGUUUUCUCCAUAUUUAAUAGGACAUUAGCUAUAAGAGAAUCAUUUUUAUUAUAAAAUUUAAAAAAUGAUUUACGGUAACAGCGUAAUGUUUAAUGUUCAAAGGGAAACAACUCGUAUUCUGGGUACUACAAGAAGUAAGAUUUUGCCUCAAAUUGGCAGAAGUUCAAGUCCAGAACAUACCACAAAUGGAACAUCUAGGAGUCCAGACACAGGAAGUGGUGCUCUAAUUGAAAUGAGAGAUGCCAAUCAGUUGACAGACGAGGCAAGAAAGCAACUGAUGUCAAGAGGUCGAUCCGUUUCAGAAAUUAAAUUGGGUAAUGAUUUUUUUUUGUUGGUGAGGUUUAUUUCAUUUGUUUAUAUUGACAUUUCAUUUUUUCAUUUGUUAAUUAUGGCAUUUCAUCUUUUCAUUUGUUAAUUAUGGUGUUUCAUCUUUUCAUUUGCAUCUUAUUUAUAUGUGUAUGAUUAGAUAGUUGUACAAAUAUUUAUGCUUUUCAUGAUUGCUGCUGUUUUGGUCAGGGAGGAGUACUGCUUCAGUCAUUUGAUAGCAUGAAAUUUUAAUUAUCAGGAGUGUCAAUGUUUUGUACUUCCAUCUUAAUAAAGAAAAAGGAAAGUGACCAGCGAAAGUAUGUGAAUCUCAGCAUUUAGUUUUAGAUGUGGAUAUUUUCAGAACAUAUUACACCAGGAUUUUAUUUAAACAAAAAAUUAAGUGAAUUGUAUCUGUUUUUGAGACAACACCAGCAGUGGGAUGACGAAGUAACAAUUAAAAAAAAAAAAUAAAAACCAGGAAAUUAAAAAAUUCUCAAAUUUAAAAUUUGUUUUGGCACCAUAGAUGUCGAAAUAUAAAAAAUGAUUAGUGGUUACACGGAGAACUCUUAUGUCUCUGAGGCCUUAUUUUGACAAUUUUUUUAUUGUAAUGCUAAUUUGGAUGAAUCCUACAUUUUUAGUUGGUUUUAUUAAUAUAUGCCUGGAUAUCAGAUGAACUUUGAUGACCUUUGGUUAAAUUUAUCAUUUUUUUUGUAUUCUUUAACUGUACAGGUUACAAUUCAUGACUAACUCGUAAUCAUUGAAUUUCAUUAUCUUUUUUGUUCUCAACUUUCCAAUAUCUUAAGUGUCAGAUCUGCUACCUACAUAUAUAAAUUUAUUCGUAAUCUUUUAAAAUCUUGUGAAGGAUAUCUCCUUACAUAUCCACCUCCCCAGGUAUAGGCCGGCAGAGCUCUUUGUUUGGAUCAGUGAGCACUGAUGAUGAAAGCCUAAUCUCUGAGAGACAUGUAACCCGAUUCAGUCGGUGGGUAAUCUAAGAUUAUUUGCAGUUAUUUUGAAGUUUCCCAUUUUAUUCUUUCAUUUUAAUGCAUUCAUCAAUUCACCAGCAUUAAGUUAUCCAAAAUUCUGUGUGAAUGGAAUACAUUAUUUUAGAAUUGACAUAGAAAAUUUGAGUUUAUAACCUAAUAUGUACAUGAAGUCUUUCAGAUGAUUCAGAAAUAAAAAAUUUUAUUUAGGGAUAUAAAAAUUCAGAGGCAUCCAUUGAUGUCAAUAUGUAAAAUAAAUAUACCACAAAAUUUGCAGAAUUAUUUAUUUACAAAGUUAUUCUGUAAAUCCUGACCAUUUUAACUAAGCACUUUGUCUUAAUUAAAGAAAAAAUUAUUCCUAUUAAUUCUAUAGCAAAAACUAAAAGCCCAUAUUUCCUAAUCAAAAUUGUUAUAAAUACCAGUUAUUUUACCUGUUCUAAAGCCAAAAGUUUUUGGAAAUAUUUCUGGGGAAUAAGUGAGGCUGUUGGCUUAUGAAUUGGCCGUGAGAGUUUUAUCAUUUUUUAUAGGUAAAUUGAUUAUAUCCUAGAAAAAAAUAGAAAAAUUCAAGUAGCCAAAGUCAACUUAAAGCUGUGUGCAAGUUGAGACACAGGUUUUGUCAGCAUUUUGUGGCUGCUUUGAUUGGCAGUGCUUAGAGAGUACCAUAGGGCCUUCAUUGAAUAAUUGUCAGAUUGUCAUGUUUAUAAGAUUGUCACAGCAUUUGAAAUUCAUUUUUUAAAAAAGCAUUAGAUCUAGUAUAGAAGGUAAUAUUAAUGGUAUUUUUCUCUAUACAGAACAUCACCAGUUAAAAUGAAAAUAAUAAAUGGUGAGCAAUCAAAACACAGAAGGUCAGGUUCUGACCCUUCAACACCUAGC
Messenger RNA from Lymnaea stagnalis (great pond snail), 8953 nucleotides. The record is from the annotation of a GenBank genome assembly. Lineage: Eukaryota; Metazoa; Mollusca; Gastropoda; Lymnaeidae.